AUGAGAAGAAUAACUCGAAGUUUAUUUCGCACAUUAUUUGCAGCAUAUAUAAUGCUCAAAGAAGUUAUUGCCGAAAAAUGGGAGGCUAGAGAAAGUCUUGAUGCAGGCGAAGAAGCCUAUUUUCGCAGUUCAGGAAUACGAUUACACAAUAAUACUGAAUAUGCUGAACUAGAAAAGAAAAUAGCUAAAAUCGAAAAUGAAAUUCCUUGUUUACUUGAGGAAAUGAAAUCAAUUACUGAAGCGGCGGCUAGAGCAACAAACGAAUACGUUGAAAAUCAAGAUGCUUCGAAUAAGGAUGAACUACGCCAGAAGUUCCGUAAUACUUCUAUGUCUCUUAGUUUGGUUACAUAUACAAUUGCUGAUAAGAUUGAAGAGAUUGAGACUCUACGGUUCCGUUUGCUUGGAUUUUUACCGUCAUAUGAAAGAACUCAGAAAGUUUUGAAUGCGAUGAAGAGAUUUGUUUUAUAA
Schistosoma rodhaini is the source of this 468-nucleotide messenger RNA. The record is from the annotation of a GenBank genome assembly. NCBI's taxonomy places the organism in Eukaryota, Metazoa, Platyhelminthes, Trematoda, Strigeidida, Schistosomatidae.